This is a messenger RNA of Penaeus monodon (black tiger shrimp), 1651 nucleotides long. RefSeq lists its product as uncharacterized. Lineage: Eukaryota; Metazoa; Arthropoda; Malacostraca; Decapoda; Penaeidae. The transcript is spliced from 6 exons. The record is from RefSeq and is a predicted model, not a curated record. The coding region runs from base 21 to 671 and encodes 216 amino acids.
CGAGGGAGGACGGCAUCAGAAUGGCUACGUUCGACGAUUCGGAAAUGUAUAUGAAUCCUCGUUAUGUCGCAGGUCUUGUUAACUGGCAGGAGCGCAGCCGUGAGCCCAUUUCCGAUGAAUCGCGGGAGGAGGUCUUCGCGAACUUCAGGAAUUCGUGGUUCUGGAAGGAUCACCAAAACAAGCGACGAAUUCAGCAGAUCCUCGAUGAGAAAUACAACUUUGCCCCUUUUCGGCCGUACGAGGCGAACAGGGCCUUCUACCAGAGUGUGACUCGGGUCAAGGUCACUUGCAUUUAUUGCAGCUGCGAUCUGCUCACUUACGAUGUCCUGGAGGCCCAUAAUGCUGGCAGGAAGCACAAGAGACAAUUUGAAAGAGUGCAAAUAAAUAGUCAGGGACAACCAGGUCACAGAACCAGUAAACCCCAGGAAAUGGUCAAUGAGUCACGUGUAAUAAAUCGUGACCAAUCAGCUUCAGGUCAUGAACUGCCUGUAGUAAAACUUGAACUUCCUGUAGAAGCUUUUGAGCCAUCUGUAGUCAGCCAUAAAAUAACAGCAGUACAGCACAAGAAUUCUGAUGCCAGUUUUUACAAGACAUCUGUUGCCAGCAGGAAAGCACCUGCUGCAACAGCAGAUGAGAGACCAGCCAAAAAACAGAAAUCUACUCAACUGUAGAAGUAAAAGGAUCGAUGACAGUCAGUUUUUACACACGGUAUGGAACCAAUUGGCUAAAUAUGUAGUGACUCGAAAGAGGAAGUGUACAGGUGAAAGCAAUAACAGAAGAGAAAAAAAAAAAUGGGGGGGGAAAGCAAAUGGAAAGAGGAAAAGGCAACAAGAAAAAUUUGCUGUCUAAUUUUAAAUAGCCAAAAAAUUUAAGUUUCUUUUUUGGGUAAUCUUAAUAGUAAUCUAAUGUUGGAUUUGUAAUAUCCACAUGAUUCAUUUAUCUUUAGCUAAUUCCUUAUGAUUAGCAUGGAUUACUCACACCUAGAGAUGGUUGUAGAAUUGAAUGGAGUGACCCCUUAAGAGGAAGAGAAAAUAAUGCAAGCCUAAACAUUAAACAAUUGUCCUUGAGUCAGGCCUUGUCAGCAGUCAUAUAAUCUGUUUUGUUAUAAUUUUCCCAAAAGUUUGUUAACUUUUGUUCCUGAUUUCAAGAGGGCAGAAUAUGCUUAAAGUGUACUUAGUGAAGUUCAGUGCUAUACCAUGUCAUUAUUUACAAACAUUCAGACCUAGUCGGGUUAAACUCAUAUUUUUUAGCUAAAUGCAAGAUGACAGUGAGUUUGGUUGAAACCAAAAAAAUACAUAUAUACUUUAUAAUUAUUACCAGCUCUUAUUUUUGUGUACAUACAGAAUUUUCAAAGGAAAGAUUUAUUUUGAAAACAUGAUAUGCAUCAAGGCAGGAAGAGCUUAUAAUAUGUAGGUUAUUUUGUCUUUUGAUAAUUAUAAUAUGAGUUCAAAUUUAAGAAAAAUUGUCAUUUGUUUUCUCUUUGCCAUUGAUACUAUGUUAUAUUCUGUUGGGAAGUAAACUUGGUUUACAGUUUUCAUCAAAUUUCUUUACAACUGAAACACUUAAAUUUAGUUAAAUGUUUGGAAAUGAAACAAAAAAAAUAUUGAUGAAAUUGUAGCUUAAAGUGAAAGCAAUAAAUGUAUUGUGUAAA